AUGUCUGAACACGUCUCAAAAUCGUUCGAUGCAGUACCCAAGCUGCUGGGCAAGGAGAACUUUGUCCAGUGGAAGCAGAGAAUCACCAUUGCCUUUGCGCUCACUCGUUCGGCCUCCUUCAUUGUCGAGACUGCACAUCCUCCUCACAACCUCACCUCGACCGAUGCGACCGAACUCAAAGCAAACUCGGAUUGGAUCGAACGAGACCAUCAGAUUGCAGCUGGGAUCCUCUCAACCUGCUCAGAGGAUAUCAUCAAGUCGCACAUCCACCUGAUUGAUGCCGUCUUUCCUCGCUCAUACAAGAUUUACUGUGCGCUUACCUCGCUCUAUGGAACCUCGGGUGCGCAGUACUCGUUCGCUCUGGGGAGAGUCUUCUUGGACUCGAAGUGUGAGGAUGGAGGAGAUGUGGAAGGCUGGGUGAACCAGACAAUCGGUCGAUAUCGAGAACUCAAGACGCUCGACUUCGAUCUCGAUCAGCUCUGUGUCAAUGUCCUCCUCAAUGGUCUGCCUGAGCGAUUUGGGUCCUACCUGGAUCAGGUCUGGACAUCAAGCGAGAACCCAACAAUCGAGAAUGUCAGGCUUGCCAUCCUCCGGAUCAAUGCCGGGCAGCUCGCUCGCGCAAACGAGUCGACCGCCCUCUCCACUCAAACGUUCGGGGAAGAAGCCAAGCAAGGAGCAUCCCUGCGCUCGAUGUGGUUCGAUUGUUCACUGGGUAGUGGACUGUCCAGAGAAGGAGCAAGUUGGAGAGCGAAGAGGACGGUCGAAGAAAGGACGAAGGGGUCAUCUGAACAAGGCACAGGAGCAGGAGCAGAAGGAUGA
This is a messenger RNA of Tremella mesenterica DSM 1558, 819 nucleotides long. RefSeq lists its product as uncharacterized. The record is from RefSeq and is a predicted model, not a curated record. Lineage: Eukaryota; Fungi; Basidiomycota; Tremellomycetes; Tremellales; Tremellaceae. Bases 1 to 819 code for a protein of 272 amino acids. The transcript is spliced from 2 exons.